This is a messenger RNA of Anopheles funestus (African malaria mosquito), 2762 nucleotides long. RefSeq lists its product as uncharacterized. The record is from RefSeq and is a predicted model, not a curated record. NCBI's taxonomy places the organism in Eukaryota, Metazoa, Arthropoda, Insecta, Diptera, Culicidae. The transcript has 2 exons. The coding region runs from base 967 to 2721 and encodes 584 amino acids.
UAGAGUCUUCUCUUUUUUUCUUUUGCUGGGGAUUUCUUAAUCCAUUAAAGCACAACCAUUCUUUUGGAGUUCCAAAAACCAUUACACAGGUAAAAUACGCGCAAUAUUCCUGUCUUCAGUUUUAUUACCGGUACUUUCCGACAACCGCUGACCAGUAACGUAGCAUAAAAAGUGAAUAUCGUACGCCACUUGCCGAAUACUAAUAAGACGCAAAUGUCACAAAAAGCAAUUAAACGAACGGUUCUACAAUUCUCCCCAAAAAUACCCAGCAAGAAUGCGGUUUGUUUUCAAUUCAAGUCCUCUUAUGCGCUUGGCGUGGAAGCGUGGAAGCGUUCUGCCUCUCAACUGCUAAUAAAGACGUGUUUCUGUUUUAGAUUUUCACCAUGACCGUUUCGGCGGCUCCUAGCGAUACAUAUUGUGUAUGAAAAUUUACAUAAAAUGUACAUCUAACCUUGAGCGGCCUGGGUUGCCCUUCAGCAACUUGAACCCCAUUGCCAACCUCAACCUCGCCUCAAUGCCGGAUGCAUCUCCGGCUAGAUGCUGUUUGCUAGAAUGUUGACCGCAAUCGGGCCGCUGGUUGAGACAGCACCACUACUCGCUCAAUGAUCAACUAUUGUGUUCUAAUGCACGCGAUUCCCGCACGCUGAUGAUGAUCGUCUUCCAUUCAUGCGUGGAAAAAUUACGCCCUUUCGCACUGAUUCACGAUCGGAAGCUGUCAGUUGCGCUCAAGCGUAGAGAUAUCUUUUCGGAAGAUUUGAUAAUGUCUUUAAAUGUAUUUCCCAUAAUUGCAGUGAUAUCAGCUGACCUGCCACACGCAAAAAUGGUUCUAAUGUAUCGUUUCGGAUGUGUAACAUCACCUUCCGUGAAAUAAGUUGCCUUUUUUGAUUGUUUCUGUAUGCGACUCCACACCCAUCCCUUGUGUUCGUUCUGACGAACAGAAUACCUCCCCGGCCAAGUGUUGAUGCGAUGAUUAGGAAUUGUCUAGCGCUCGGGUUGAUGGUGGGGCUGGUCGUUAUUAUUGCUACUGAUUAUAAUGGCGUUGGUCCCGCAAAACUCUACCCAUCGCACAGUACACCUCCCCCCAUUACUGGUUGCUGCACUGUGGCACUGUUACGUAGCGCGCAUUUAUUUCACGCGAGUAAUGAUGAUAUCGACGGGAGCGUUGAAGGGCUUACGGCCAAACCUAGGUCUGAAAUUCUAUUCAGUUUGGAACCGGAGCUCAUCCAAGUAGCUCGACCUGCUUCUAGCCCAUUAGGUCGUUCCGCGUUAGCUCAACAAGUGCGUGUAACUGCUCCCACAACGGUGGACAUAAUGCAUCGUAACGCCGUUACUUUGCAACGCUUAGUGUUACUGCUGCCGGUGGCAGUAAUGGUGUUGCAAAGUGAGAACUAUUUAUCGGUUGUAUCCGGCGCUGCUAACAAUCCGCUGGCAGACGACGAGGAAGUGACAAACACCACCAUGGGUAUUGUUGAUAACGUGUCCAAUGCCCGAGCCGCCAUCGAGCGGUUUAAGAUGAGUGUUCCAACGGUGGACUAUUUGCAGCUUGCCAGCACUGGACUGCAAGAGUAUGUGACCAAUGUGACCAGCCGGUUUGAUGCAACGUUCAAAGACUUUACUACACGUGAGCUUGAAUCGGUACAGCAUGCGCUGAUUGAAGUUAUCCGUUACCUGAAUGGAUACGACUCGGUAAACAGCAUCUCGAUGCUCCAAAAUCUCGACUACAGCAUGUACAACCACAACCUGAUGCGUUCGAUCAACAGUGAUCUUAGAAUAGCGUCGAUAAGUCUCUCGGAGGCGCUCUUCGACCAACGUGACGUGAGUGUUGCCGUGGAUGACAUCUUCGCCGCCACAGACAAGCUGCAGGAAAACGUCCUCCGGCUGGCGGAUGUUAUCGAGAAAGGUGAAGCAUGGACAGUGGAAACCAAUGCACGUGCCCUAGCCGCACAGCAAGCUUUUAACGAAUCGAUCGACACGUACCUGAAUGGGUCGCUCACAGUAGUGGAAGAUAUCGUGACGGCACUAGACGAUCUGCGCACGUACGAGGAGGAUAUGUAUCGGCGAUUGAAAGAGAAAAUACCCACUGCCACCUUUCCGAAAUCGACCACCAACUAUUUUAUCGCCCUGAAGAAAGCGCUCGAAAAUACGAUCCAGAAGAUACGCAUCAACUUUGAAAAUCUGAAGCUGUACAAGCACCGUGACAUUGAGCAGUGGAAAUCGCGAGGUUCGAUCACGGCCCCGAUCGGCUAUAUGACGCAGGUCGCCGUACAGGUUGCAUCCGAUCCAAUGCUCGCGAACGACUGCACCGAGUCGUACAUUGAGAAGAUACUGGCCUUCCCGAACUUUACGAUCGCACACGUGAACGGGUGCCUCGCAGAGCAGACGGCAAACGAGGAGAAAACGUUCGCGAUCAUCUCGCAGGUGCUCGACACGUACGUUGUGGGUGCAAUCAAUGCGUCGUACAGUGCAUUUGACAUUUGUUUCCGUUACGCACCGAGAAAGCUUAACUACUGUCUGGAGUUGAAUGGAUACGAAAAUAAUUGGGCUAAUGGAAGAGUUUACAAUGCAGCGAAGCAGGUGGAAUCAUUUGUGGACAGUGAGAUACAGCAUAACUUCAACGCCUGUGUGGCUCAGAAUGGUUACUUCCUGAACUAUCACAACAUUCAAGAGAUGUGCAUCUACAGCAAGAAACGCACGCGCUAUCGUAAUCGUUGGACGAAGUAAUCUCUUAUCACGCUUCAAUAAAAGCAAACAGUUUCAUUCCA